AAAAAGCUAUCAACCAUGUCCGGAAGAGGAAAGGGUGGCAAGGGCCUCGGAAAGGGAGGAGCUAAGCGCCACCGUAAGGUUCUGAGGGAUAACAUCCAGGGUAUCACCAAGCCCGCCAUUCGCCGUCUUGCAAGGCGUGGUGGUGUCAAGCGUAUCAGCGGUCUCAUCUACGAGGAGACACGUGGCGUUCUCAAGAUCUUCCUUGAGAACGUCAUUCGCGAUGCCGUCACUUACACCGAGCACGCUCGCCGUAAGACAGUUACUGCCAUGGAUGUCGUCUACGCACUCAAGAGGCAGGGCAGGACCCUCUAUGGAUUUGGAGGCUAAAUGAACUUCUCUUAAUUUGGGAUUUUAGGGUUUAGAUUUAUUUUCCUAGUUUUAAAUUCGAUUUUCUGGAUGUCCCUCUUUAGGGACUUGUUUUGUUGAUACGAGAUUAUGACUCUUUGAAUGAAUGGUGUAAGGCUUUUACUAUCAGUGGUAUAAAUGAAAACUGAUUGUUUCCUAUUUUCUGAAUGUGCUGACU
Molecule: messenger RNA, 523 nt
Organism: Arachis ipaensis
Lineage: Eukaryota; Viridiplantae; Streptophyta; Magnoliopsida; Fabales; Fabaceae
Product: histone H4
Cellular component (GO): nucleosome
Molecular function (GO): structural constituent of chromatin; protein heterodimerization activity; DNA binding
Source: RefSeq, a predicted model, not a curated record